UCCUGAAGAUGUAUUUGCUAUAAAACGUAAUAAUAAACAUCGAUAUCGUCGCCAUGGAACACAUUGUAUCGGUGACAAAAUUGGAACUAUUACUGAGGAACCUAAAGAUAUCGAAAUCCCAGAAGAAAUUCAAGUGCCCGAUUCUGCUAAAUUUAAAUUUUUAUUAUAUGCUAUUGGAACAGCCGAAUACACUUGUGCUAAAUUAGAUGGCGUGAAGUAUUGGAAUACAACAAAUUAUGACACAUUUCUUGUAAACGAUAUUCCAAUCGGAUUUGGACCUGAAUGUUUUGUUGUACGCCAUUACUUUUCAUAUCCACCUUAUAAGGGUGGAAAGGCUAUUUAUGAGUCAAUAGUUCCAGGAGAUACUUCUUUUGUGUGGGAAGGUCCAGAUGCGAGUGUCCCAUCACCUGAUGGACCCGAAAACCUCGCUUGGAUUCGAAUUAAACCUUAUGCGACCAAAGGUGAAGGUGCGCUUAAUGAUUUCACAUGGGCACUUAGAAUCGCUACUGUUGGAGGCAGCCCUCCUCCAAAUUCCACAUGCGGCACGGAUUAUGAGGAAGGUGAUACGGUUCACAUUCGAUAUACCUCACAGAAUUG
Molecule: messenger RNA, 597 nt
Organism: Diversispora eburnea
Lineage: Eukaryota; Fungi; Glomeromycota; Glomeromycetes; Diversisporales; Diversisporaceae
Source: the annotation of a GenBank genome assembly